CCUCAAGCCUCGACGAAGCUCCUUGCUACACACUCGCGGAGGGAAGCUUUUUAUCGUAUUGAAACUGCCUGUAUCUGCUUAUAGAAUUGCUUUAUUUCCAGCUCCCGCCGGGUACCACAUCAUCGCGACACCGCUCUCCCUCGAACCAUGACCUGGCGAUCUCGCCAUCAAACGCUGUCGCCGCCCGUUCGUUGAUGAACUGCCCCCCUGGUCCGACGCUUGACGGGAGCGCUACCCCGCCGCCAUCGACAACAUGCCCAUGAACGGUCGCGAGAUGACACGGGCCGAGUUGUUUGAGGAUGAGAAGAGGAGGAUCGUCGAAAGUUGCUUCAGCAGACGCGACGAAGACGGCUCCUUGCUCGAAACAUACAUCACACACAUCAAGAUCACAGAGUUCCAAACUUCGCCCACAGCACCACCAGCACCCAACGCGAGAACCCCUAAUGCCGAGAAGCCGCGCGUCAUCAUUGUCGGCGUGCGCAAGUCUGGCCGAGUACGCGUGCACAAAUCAAAGGAAAACCCAAACGGAACAUUCUCAAUAGGCAAAACGUGGUUUCUCGAUGACCUCUCGGCGAUCGAAUCCUUCACCAACUGUACAUACAACAACGACUACCAAGCAUGGGCGGGAGACGUGGGCUUCGUGGUGACGCUUGGAAAGCCGUACUACUGGCAGGCCCAGACGGACAAGGAAAAGAAAUUCUUUAUUGCAAGUCUGAUCAAGAUCUAUGCCAAAUACACGGGUGGUCGCAUGCCGACCUUGACGGGUUUUGAUCAGCGCGAACUUGAUCAAGUGUUGGGUGGCGCACAGGCACCCCGAAGACAGGAGCGACAAGACCGACCACCUCCCCGUCCGAGCAUCCCCGAUUCUGCCCCCAACAGCGCCAAUAACUCGAUCUCGUCUCUUGGCUAUAAUGGAAGGGAAAUGCUCAAUGCCCAGGCCACACCAGCACCUGCCCCGGCAUACCCAGAACGGAUGCCCUCGCGUGGCGCGCUUGCGCCGAAUGGAAGAGCUUCACCAGUGCAAAGCGUCGACUCGGGCCGGCCGAGUCAAGAGCUGCCUACCCUUCGACGGCUAGCAUCCAACAAUAAGAGCCAGGACUCGGUGGUGGCCUCGUCUGUUGCGCGGAGCGAAGGGGCCAGCAGCUUCAGGCCAGGAUCAAGAAAUGGGCCGGGCUCUAGCUAUGGGACCCCUGAGGCGUCACCCGCACCUCCGUCUCUGGAUGAGAGACCGCCGGAGAGGAGAAGACCUCCCAUGGAUCCGUUGCGGCCGACGCAGGUCGACAGAGAUUUGGUGCCGGCUCCAUUGAACAGCCCUGCGGCGCGUAUUCCACUUCCACCUCGGAGUCAAGACCGCAUGUCCCCCCGCAAGAAUUCGGUGAGCAGACGGGACCCGACACCACUUCGGAUGGACCAGAGACCUGUAACACCAAAAGAGAUCUCGAGAGCAGGCACGCCAGUGAGUGCGCCCAGUCCGGCACCUGUCCCAACACCGCAGACUGCCAGCCCAGCACCUGCUCCUGCUCCUGCUCCUGCUCCUGCUCCUGCUCCUGCCGUGCCGGCUGCUGUCCCCACGCCUCCACCUGUGCCAGCCGAGGAAUCGACGCCAGAAGCACCCAAGACCCCCGUGGAUGACGAAGAGAAGCCUGGCGUUUUUGGAAUCAAGUCCAAGAAAUCUAGAGGAGAAAUCGCCGGUGCGAUCUGGAAGGCUGCCGCGGCCGUCAGUGCGUUCAAGCCCAGACCGGGCGGUGCAGCAGAGCGACUGCGUCAAAACCAGAACAAGAGCAAUGACGGGCCAGACGGUAUCACGAGCGUUGUACCGGCGCCUCCCAAGCCCAUCCCGGUGAAGACUCCAGAGCCGAUUGUUCUCGAACCACCCCCCACGGCGACCGACAGGGGCUCCUCUGCCACUACUGCGUCUGGCAUACCCGAGCUGAAAGUCACGGGCUCAGACCCCAACAGCCGACCGGAUAGCAUUGUCGCCUUCAAGGAGAAGAAGGAGGAGGUACCAGAGGAACCGCAGCGGUCGGUCGUGGCGGGGAACGAUGUCAAGUACCUGGCUACUUUGGGGAUUGAUCCAUCGAUUCUGGACGGCAAGACGUCCGAGUUUGCCAAGUGGCUGGAUUACUUUGGGUGGGUGCCGGGCGAGCAGAUGAGGCAGAGGAACUUUGAGGAGAUGAGGGCGGAUCUGGACAGGGAGAUGGGCAAAGCGCAGGCGGGGGGGUGGCUGGCGAGGUUUCAGGAGGAGGAUGAGAGGGUUGAUGCGAUCAAGAGGGGGAUCGAUCUUGCGAUUGGGGAGUGUGAUGAGCUGGAUAAUUUGUUGACGCUUUACAGCGUUGAGUUGUCGACACUCUCGGAUGAUAUCGCCUACAUCGAGGCGCAAGGCCAAGGUCUGCAGGUGCAGGCUGCCAAUCAGAAGCUUUUGAGAAAGGAACUCGAGUCGCUGUUGGAGACCUGCGCCAUCAGCGAGGCCGACCUGGAGGCGCUCAAGUCGGCGCCGCUGGAGCAUGCCGCCGGGGUGGAGGAAAUUGAGACCUCGUUGGUCACGCUGUUCAAGGCCAUGAUCAAGAUUGAUCCUACGAUGGGCAACAGCGAGGGGAGGAGGAGCGAAGACGGGAGCAGUGCGGACCAGUCACUUGGCUUGGACGAGAAUUACGGCCAGAUGCGAAUCGUGCAGGAGAAGAAGGAGAUGUACCUUACCGAAAGCUCGCUUUUCAUGAGGAGGUUGGUGAUUUUCAUGGAGAAGCAGUUUAGCGAGGCGUUCAGGGAGACGAAGGCGGCGCUGGAUGGGGCGCUGAGCAAGAAAGUUGAUCCGAGGAAUCACGAGGUGGGACGGGACAUCCUCUGGAUGUACGGCCCGCUGAUUCUGUACGCGAGGGACGUGGAUCUGGACAACUGGAACCGAAUCCUGCAGAUUUACCAGGACAAGUGCCACCCGAUAUACAAGACUGAGUUCAAGGAGGCGAUGGACGCGUGGAAGAAGAAUGCGAGGAAGGUGACGGGGGAUGAGGCGGAGCUGCUGUUUACUUCGCAGCAGGAGAAGAAGGAGGAGGGGCUGGCGACGACGGCGAGGAAGUUGACGGUCAAGAGGAGCCAGACGCUGGCGAGGAGCUUGAGGAGCCCGUUGGGGGAUGGUGGGAGCAGGUCGUCUGCGGCGGAGAAGACGCCGGAUGGGAGGGCGUUGCCGUAUGAGGUUUUUGCCGGGGUGCUGGAUGAUUUGCUGCCGUUGGUGGAGAUGGAGCAGAACUUCAUCGUGGAUUUCUUCCACGCUACUACGCUGGAGCAGGCGGAUUUUCCGGAUUUGGUGGCGGCCUGUAGGCCGGUGAAUAGACGGGGGGGGGACCUCAAGAGGCAUCGGUUGAUGGAGCCGGAUCGGGAGCUGGCGAGGCGGGUGACGAAGGCGAUGGAGAGUAUUUUUGGGUUUAUGGAGAUUGGGUUGCAGCAGUUGAUGGAUUGGGUUUUGGGGAUGGAUCCCUUACAGGGAGUGGGUAUCUUGGCCACGCUCGAACGCAAGAUGGCCGAAAUGUCACAAUCCAACCAGGACUUUCUCAACAAUUUGCUCCAAAAACUCCACGGCAACCUCGAGGCCAAGUUCAAAAAGUUUGUCGACGAUCAGAUCCGCGCCAUUGAAGAGACAAAGGUCAAGAUCAAGAAGCGCAAGGGCGUCAUCCACUUCAUCCGCAUCUUCCCCCAGUUUUCCGCCGCAGUCGAGAACAUGCUUACGAAUGUUGAUCCCAACUUGGGGGUCAGGCGGAUGGUAGAUAGGGAGUACGACCGCAUCCUCAAGUCAAUGUUUGACUCGCUCAAGGUGAUUGCGAGAGAGAACCCGGCCAUGGGCGGCGGCGGGGCAGCCGCCACGGCUGCUGCGAUUGCCAACUCUGCGGAUCCGGAAGACAAGGAGGCGCUCAACUUCCACAUCCUGCUUAUUGAGAAUAUGAACCACUACCUGGAGGAGGUGGAGAACUCGAGGGGGUUGGAGGUGCUGGAUGACUGGAAGGAGCAGGCGAACCAGGAGCUGCAGGAGCACAUGGGGUUGUAUCUGAAUGCUGUCAUGAGACGGCCGCUGGGUAAGCUGCUGGAGUGUUUGGAGAACAUCGAGGCUCAGCUCGCGGGGGGCAAGUCGGCGGCCGGGAUUGCGGCUCAGCCGUCGAACUCGAAGAGCACGUUUAACAAGGUGCUGGGUGGGUAUGAUGCGAAGGAGGUGAGGAAGGGGAUUGAGGCUUUGAGGAAGAGGGUGGAGAAGCACUUUGGGGAUGAGGACUCUUCUUCAGCGGGAGGGGAGGGAAAGAAGGGGAGCAGCGACACGCUGAGUGUUAGUUCGGGCGUUUCGGGGCAUCACGGGGUCAAGUUUGGUGGUGGGGGUUCGAGUCAGAGUAAUAGUGGGUUGGUGAUGAAGGUGUUGAGGGAGUGCGAGAAGUUUUAUGGGGAGGUAGAGAUGAGGGUUGGGAGGGUGACGACGGAUGUGUAUGGGGGGGAUGUGCUGUUUGAGUGGCCCAGGGGGGAGGUCAAGGCUGCUUUUGCGGCGGGGGCAGGGGGGAGUGGCGGAGGGUUGGGGGGGAUUCAUUUGGGGAGGUCGUGAUAGAUAUUUUGGGGUUAACAGGAAUUGCAUGGUUGUUUUUUGUUUUUCGGUUUGUGAUUUUGCGUUUGACAAUGUUUUGGGCUUGGUGGUGAUGUUUGAUGUUGGAGUUGUUCAAAAUGGAAGUGUUACUAAGCAAGGUGAGAUCGCCCCCGAGAGAGAACAACUCCGGUCCGUUUGUUCCCGGCCGUGUAUCUCUCCAAAACAUCUGCCGAACAGCCCAAGAAGUUGGUGGCCAUGACUGCGGCGGCGCUAGUGGACCAUGUGCCUUAACGGUUUUUCGGCACAUGUUUUACUGCCCGCCCUUUUUCUUUUUUGUGUGUGUUCUCCCGCGGGAUCUCAGCUUUGGGUUGAUCACUCCGCCUUUGACGACACCGGCAUCUUUCUCCAACAAUUUUCGGAACUAAUCGCCUCCUCCUCCCCAUGAAACGCAAAAACAAGGUUGGUUGGUGUUUGUGAUGGCGGUACCUGGUGGUAGCGGAUCUUGCCUUGCCUUGCUUCUGAUCAGUUUUUUGCCCAUGCAUUCAUCGGUUCCCCAUCCUGAGGCUGGCGGGCUGGCAUAGGGAGGAGGUGAGGUGGGUGCAUGCAUUGCAGGUUGGUGCUGGCGAAUGGCGUACUUCCCGAUGGCUGCAUGUGUAUUAUCGAUAUAUCGAACCACGAGAUGAGAGGGCGGUUCGGCAUACCUUACCUACCAUGGGCCGUACACAGGACAUAUCUGUCCAUGGCGCACGCACCAUCCAUCAAGCAGAAGUUUGGGAAUCUUGAGAGUAACCCUCCCUUUUCGGGGGAGCAGCUACCAUGGAUCUUAUUCUCUCUCUCUCUCUCUCACACUGUGUGUGUGUGUGUGUGCAUACAGGACAUGAUACGACCCUCUUUUUCAGCUCGUCGUCAUAUCACAAAACAGUAAAGAAUAGCGAGUUUGGAGGGUUGUGGCGUUUUCUGGCAGCUGACAAGACAAAACCCGCCAUAGAGGACGCAACCAUCGUGAGUAUUCGAAUGAACAUUCCCAGCAGCAACCACCGGUCACUGAAACCAUCGACUAUCUCUCUCUCUCUUGUGUGGCUGAUAUCUCAAGAUUGACGAUUGGACCUUACAUCUGCCGAUUUAUAUUGGGGGGAAUGUCGGUUUGCCUCCCUUCCCCUCUCUCCAUGCGCUCGGCUCCACGGCCCCACCACCCACUCUCAUGACGUGGGGUUUUCUUUCACCUUGACCCUUGUGCCACCCCUCCUCCGCAUCGCCCUAUGGUGAUUCGGAGCCAACCCCCUCCCC
Molecule: messenger RNA, 5842 nt
Organism: Podospora bellae-mahoneyi
Lineage: Eukaryota; Fungi; Ascomycota; Sordariomycetes; Sordariales; Podosporaceae
Exons: 6
Coding region: 254-4576 (1440 amino acids)
Biological process (GO): Golgi to plasma membrane transport; exocytosis
Cellular component (GO): exocyst; plasma membrane
Molecular function (GO): phosphatidylinositol-4,5-bisphosphate binding
Source: RefSeq, a predicted model, not a curated record